AUGUCAUCAAUAACUUCCCUAGACGCCCAGUCCGCCGCCCGCAAGGAACGCCUCGCCCAGCUGAAGUCUCUAAAGCGUAAACAACCCCUGAUAGACCCCUCGCCGCCACAAGAAGUCUCGAUGACAACGGACGAUCCGGAAAACCCGGAAAAGGAUACGAAUGUUCACCUCUCGGGCCGGAAUUAUGACAUCGAGUCACGGGCACCGAAAAUGGGGUUUGUGUCGGCGCCCAAUGAAGGACAGGAGACCCUGGAGGGUGCAGCAAUGAAGAUAGUCGAGACUACGAAGGCUUUGCAAAUGGAGGACGAAAAGAACGACAAGCCAAUCGAUCUAUUCAAUCUCCAGCCGAAGAAACCGAAUUGGGACUUGAAGAGGGACGUGGAUAAAAAGCUGGAGAAGUUGAACCAGAAGACGGACAUUGCGAUUGCGAAGAUUAUUCGAGCUCGGAUAGAGGAAGCGCGGCAGAAGAGAAUUGGCCAGAGCAGGGGGGGGGAUGAGACGGAGGAUGUUGAAGGAAAUGUAGCUUCUAUUGUACAACAAAGAGAAAAGGAAAGGGAGGGAGAAACCAAUACCGAGGAUGCCGACAGUGAUGAGGGGGACGCUCCAUGAUACGAUGCGGAGGAAAGGCUUUCUUUUUUACUAGCUCAUAGCAUCUGUAUAGCUAAUGCGAAUCCCUUGUUUGAAGGGGAUACCACAG
Molecule: messenger RNA, 697 nt
Organism: Tuber aestivum (summer truffle)
Lineage: Eukaryota; Fungi; Ascomycota; Pezizomycetes; Pezizales; Tuberaceae
Source: the annotation of a GenBank genome assembly